UUCAAGUUACUAUAGUGGUGUGUGUCUGACAUGGCGAUACCCUGUCAAAUGUUCCAGCAAAUGAGCCAACUCCGAUGAUCAACGACCAAAGAAAAGACCUUUUUGGAUGACAAAUUAUAAGUAGCGGAUCUCAAGCCUAUGCUCGAGGCUUUUCUUCUUGAUCCACUCUUCAUCUUCAUCAAGUUUCCAUUUCAUUACUAUUUGUUCAAUCAUUCUUCAAUCUGCAAAUGCAGUCCAUUUCCAAUUGUUCUUCUGGUUACUAACAGCAUCUUUCACCACCACCCUUUUGAUCUCCAGUACUUCAUUUUGUUGAUUCCACCAGCCUUCUGCUAUUAGAGAAGUACAGUCAGCGGGAACAUCUAUUGAAUGGUUUUACAAGUUCCCCUUGAUCUUUGAAGAGUAUGACAAUUUGCUUCUUGGGAGAUUAAGGUAUUUCGAUAAUGAGUUGAUACUUUGAGGAUUAUGGAGCACCUGCCUGUUGAGGUCAUUGGUAACAUACUGUCCCGGCUCAGUGCUGCACGAGAUGUGGUGGUAGCCUCCACAACAUGUCAGAAAUGGCGAGAAGCUUGCUGCAAACACCUUCACACGCUUUCAUUCAAUUCCAAUGAUUGGCCUGUGUAUCGGGAUUUAACAACUAGUCAAUUGGAAAUCUUAAUAACGCAAACAAUUUUUCAAACUACUGGAUUACAAGGUCUAUCAAUCUUAAUGGAUGAUGUUGAAGAAUUCUUGGGUUCCACUGUUAUUGCAUGGCUCAUGUACACCAGAGAAACGCUUCAGCAAUUGUUUUAUAAUGUUCAGACUGCUCCAAAUGUGAACAUUCUAGAAAUUUGUGGGAGGCAAAAGUUGGAAAUGUUGGUCUUGGGCCAUAAUUCUAUCACAGGAGUUGAACCCAAAUUUCAGAGAUUUCCUUGUUUGAAAUCUCUUUCUUUGAGUUACGUUAGUAUUUCAGCAUUGGAUCUGAGCCUUUUGCUAAGUGCAUGCCCAAAGAUUGAAACCUUAGAACUUGUCAGCCCAGAGAUAGCAAUGUCAGAUGCACAAGUGACUUUUGAGCUGAGCAGUCCAACAUUAAAGAGCAUUUAUGCAGAAAGAAUCAGUUUGGAAAAGUUUAUAUUGGAGGCUGAUAGCAUUCAGCGUUUGCACAUGAAAGCUUGUGCUGUUGAGGUCUUUGAACUCAUUGGAAAGGGGACCUUGAAGCAUUUCAAGAUUGAUGAUGUUAGUGUCUUUCAUCUUGAUAUCGGUGAUACUGUUGAAAACCUUGAGAUUGUAGAUAUUAGCAAUUUUACAAUUAUAUGGCCAAAAUUUUACCAGAUGAUCUCGAGAUCAUCAAAAUUGAGGAGGCUUCGGCUAUGGGAUGUGAUUUUUUAUGAUGAGGAUGAGAUUGUGGAUUUAGAAACGAUUGCUGUCUGUUUCCCACAGCUGAGUCAUUUGUCAUUGAGUUAUGAUUUAAGAGAUGGAGUGCUUCACUAUGGUUUGCAAGGAUCUUCUCAUCUGGAGAAUGUUACUUUCUUGGAGCUUGGGUGGACUCUAAUCAAUGAUCUCUUCAUACAUUGGGUUGAAGGGCUGUUGAAACGAUGCCCAAGUCUUAAGAAAUUGGUUAUUCAUGGGGUUGUUUCAGAAGCCAAAACCCAUGAAGAAUGCCAAACAUUAGCAAAUUUCACCUCAUCCAUCGUCCAGUUCAUGAGACAAUACAUGUAUGUAGAGGUGCAGUUUGAGUAUGAGUAGAAACAUUGCAACAAAUAUGUGAAAUUCCAGUUUUGUUCAAUUGUAAA
Molecule: messenger RNA, 1769 nt
Organism: Prunus avium (sweet cherry)
Lineage: Eukaryota; Viridiplantae; Streptophyta; Magnoliopsida; Rosales; Rosaceae
Source: RefSeq, a predicted model, not a curated record